Molecule: messenger RNA, 669 nt
Organism: Lagenorhynchus albirostris (white-beaked dolphin)
Lineage: Eukaryota; Metazoa; Chordata; Mammalia; Artiodactyla; Delphinidae
Product: guanine nucleotide exchange factor subunit RIC1-like
Exons: 1
Source: RefSeq, a predicted model, not a curated record
CAUCCAUCCAUCCACCCACCCAUCCAUCCAUCCACCCACACAUUCAUCCAUCCAUCCAUCUACCCAUCCACCAACCCACCCACUUACCCACCCAUCCAUUAUCCAUCCAUCCAUCCAUCCAUCCAUCCACCCACCCACCCACCCACCCACCCAUUCAUCCAUCCAUUCAUCCAUCCAUUCAUCUACCCAUCCACCAACCCACCCACUUACCCACCCAUCCAUUAUCCAUCCAUCCAUCCACUCACCCAUCCAUCCACCCACCCAUUCAUCCAUCCAUCUACCCAUCCACCAACCCACCCACUUACCCACCCAUCCAUUAUCCAUCCAUCCAUCCGCCGACCCCAUUCAUCCAUCCAUCCAUCCAUCCAUCCACCCACCCACCCACCCAUUCAUCCAUCCAUCCAUCUACCCAUCCACCAACCCACCCACUUACCCAUCCAUCCAUCCAUCCAUUCAUCCCUCUACCCACCCAUUCAUCCAUCCGUCCAUCCAUCCACCCACCCAUUCAUCCAUCCAUCCAUCCAUCCAUCUACCCACCCACCUACCCACCCACUUACCCACCCAUCCAUGAUCCCUCCAUCUAUCCAUCCACUUAGCUAUCCACCCAUCCACUCACCUAUCCAUCCAUCCAUCCAUCCAUCCAUCCAUCCAUCCAUCCAUCCAUCCAUC